GGGGUUUUCAAAUUUUGAUUUCUGAAAAAGAUACUCAGACUAUAAUCAGAUUCUAUUCAGCUCGUAAUCAGAAUGGAUGUAGCAAGGGAUCAGAUUGCUUCUCUUCUCGAUCUUGGCCUCUAUGAUUCUGCGCAGAUGCUCAGUUGCUUUCUUUUGUCAUCAUCAAUUACAAAUGCUGAAACAAAUUCCCAUCUAAAAGCUGAUAGUUAUGUACUUCUUGGUGAUUCAUUAUAUGGUGAGAAAGAACACAAGAGAGCAAUAUAUAUGUACAAGCAAGCCUUGAAUCUUUGUAAGAUUAUUCCCAAGCAAACCAUAACAAGUUCUAGAGGUUCGUUAUCCACUUCAAACCGGUCUUCCUCCCCAAAUUCCGUGAAUGUAUCAGCAAUUAAUGAGAAUGAGGUGAAAUUCAAAAUUACUCUUUGCCAUUCUGCACUAAAUGAUAAUCGUGCUGCUCUUGUGGAGAUGGAGGGUAUUCCAAGCAAAGCAAGAACCCUGCGGAUGAAUUUAACUUUGGCAAAGCUGUAUCGGUACUCUAGACAUAAUCGUGCUGCUAUUUCUUGCUAUAAAGAAUGUUUGAGGCAUUGCCCGUAUAUCUUGGAAGCCAUCACAGCUUUGGCCGAAUUAGGAGUUGCAGCCAAGGAUAUUCUUACACUAUUUCCUCAGACACCAAGUAGAAGUGGGAGGCCUCCUUUUGAUAAUUUCGAUUCUAGCAGGUGGCUACAGCGAUUUGUUGAGGCUCAGUGUUGCGUUGCAUUGAAUGAUUAUAAAGGUGGUCUAGAGCUCUUCACAGAAAUUUUACAGCGGUUUCCUAGUAAUGUACACAUACUAUUGGAAGUUGCGAAGGUUGAAGCUAUUAUUGGGAAAAACGAUGAAGCCAUGAUGAACUUUGAAAAGGCUCGAUCUAAUGAUCCCUAUGUUAUUGAUUACAUGGAUGAGUAUGCUAUGCUUCUAAAGACGUGCUCCGAUAGCUCCAAGCUGAACAGGUUGGUGCACGAAUUGUUGAGCAUUGACCCUACAAGACCAGAAGUCUGUGUAGCUUUGUCAGUUUUGUGGGAAAGGAAAGAUGAGAGGAGAGCUAUGGCCUAUGUUGACAAGUGUCUCCGUAUUGAUGAUAGGCACAUAGCCGGCCAUAUAAUGAAGGGUAAUCUAUUUUUGUCACUUGGUCGACCAGAUAAUGCUUUAGCAUCCUUCAGAGCAGCUCAAGAAUUAAGGCCAGAUCUCCGCUCUUACCAAGGUCUGGUUCGAUCUUACUUAUCACUCGCUAAAACCAAAGAGGCUUUACACUCUGCUAGGGAGGCUAUGAAGGCCAUGCCACAGUCGGCUAAGGCUCUUAAGUUGGUGGGAGAUGUUCAUGCUAGCAUUACUACCGGAAGGGAAAAGGCAAAAAAGUUCUAUGAAUCGGCUCUCCGUUUAGAGCCUGGUUUCCUUGGAGCUGCAUUAGCGUUGGCUGAGCUCCAUGUUGUUGAAGGUCGAAAUGGAGAGGCAGUUACUCUACUGGAAAGAUACCUCAAAGACUGGGCAGAUGACUCUCUCCACAUCAAGUUGGCUCAAGUAUUUGCUGCAACUAAUAUGCUGCAGGAGGCUUUGUCACAUUUUCAGGCUGCUAUGAGGAUUAAUCCACAGAAUGAAACUGCAAAGAAAGGAUUAGAAAGACUGGAGAAACAAAUGAAGGGAGUAGAUCCAGAUGCACCUGAAGAAGAUGAAGACAAUGAAGUUGAGGAUGCUGAAGGAGAACAAGAAGAGGCCGAACUUUUAUGAUCCAAAACACAGAGCUGUCCUGCCAGCCCAGCCCUAAAAUUCGUAGCUAAUGUGUCAGGCUGUUUUACACUAUGGUCAUCUUGACCAUUUCAGUGUAGUUAGGUCAUUGCCUGCUCGAUUAUGCCAAGGCACCCUUUUCUACACCGAAGGUUCAUCUCCCAGCAAAUCACUUUCUGAGGAGGCACCUGCAUGAACUUCGGAGGAGUAACUCAGCAAACACUAAACUACAAAAAGUAAAUGAGUAACAACGCAAUUUAAGAUAUCAUUGUCAGAAAUCAUUCGGCUGUGAUUAAUCUGUUCGUUUAUUUCCUCUAUUAGAUAAGAAAAGGCAUUGCCGUUAAAAAGUAAAACUACACCUUGGCUUGGAUAUCAGGCAUGAAUGGGUAAGCUGAUGUGAAAAACACUUCACUGCCAUUUCUAUCAGUGCACUUAGGAAAAAAAUUCCAUUUGUUCUCUUUGAA
This is a messenger RNA of Papaver somniferum (opium poppy), 2219 nucleotides long. RefSeq names its product anaphase-promoting complex subunit 7-like. The record is from RefSeq and is a predicted model, not a curated record. Gene Ontology annotation, biological process: cell division. Gene Ontology annotation, molecular function: protein binding. The transcript is spliced from 18 exons. NCBI's taxonomy places the organism in Eukaryota, Viridiplantae, Streptophyta, Magnoliopsida, Ranunculales, Papaveraceae. Bases 73 to 1758 code for a protein of 561 amino acids.